UUGGCAAUCAAAGGUUCUUUGACAAUUGAGAAUGCACAAGAACGGGAUAAAUUGAUACAAAUUAUUGUUUUCAGGAUUCAUGAAGACACUCUGAGUCUCCAAUCAAGCCACGUUUCUUCCAGCUGCUGCUCGGUCAAAGCCUGUCCUGUUUCAUUGUGAGGGCUCCAAGUGCAGUUGUGUCUUCAGUAGACUUGCGAUCCCCGUUCCCUUCUGACGCCAUGGGUUGCUCUAGCUCCAAGACUUCCAAGGCUGCCAAGCCCCAGGAAGCUGUGUAUGCAGCUCCCAGGGCCGAACAAGCCGAACAAGCCGAACAAGCCCAGCCUGCAGUUGAGAGCACAGAGGCUGCAGUUGAGGCAGUUGAGGCAGUUGAGACCAAGGAAGCAACGGAGGUGACAGCUGAGCAGCCUGUCCCCACAGAAGCCAAGGAGGAUGAGGAGAAAGUCGACGUUGAAGAAGCGGAGAAAGCCAUUGGCGAACUGAAAGACACAGAGCUGAAGACGUCGCAUGUCGAAGUAAAGCCUGAGAAGGCUGAGGAUACUGAGACAGUCACCACUGCUACCAAGGAAGACUCACCAAGGCUCCUUGAUGUCAAAGUUGAAGCAGCUGAGACCCAGACCGGUCCAUGUGUUUGCGGCAGCUUGUGGCACAUGCGACGUCAUGGCGUGCUGACUCUUGGUGCCUGCAGAGGUCUCGGAAGUAGACGUUUGCUGGUGAGACUCGAGAAUGUUUGUGCAGAGAUUGAUCCAAUCUCAGCACUAUUGCCAACGCGACGAAUGCGAACAGCUGCAGGAAUUGGAUCCUAUGGAGAGCUGCGGCGAGCCGUGCAAGCACAGCUGCAGCAAAAGUUCAGGCCCGAGUUUCUGAAUCGCAUCGACGAGCUCCUGGUCUUCCAAGCGCUCUCCAAUGUCCAACUCACAAAGAUUGUGCAACUGGUGUUGGGAGAUGCUCAGCAGCGAGCCAUCAUAGCCUUUGAUCAGGUGAUUUGGGUGAUGGACACCGCAUCAGCAGCUCUCCAGACGGGACGCGCCCAUCGGCCGUUGGACCUCAACUGGACGGCGGAAUUGGAAGAGUUGGUCAUUUCCAAAGGUUCCAACGUCAACUAUGGCGCUCGCCCCCUGCGGAGGGCCGUUCAGCGACUCUUUGAGGAUCCGUUGGCCGAGUUUCUGGUGGCGGGGGAGUUGAAGCAAGGCGGCCCCGUGACCGUGGACGUGGAGGACAACUCCGUGGUCCUGAGGUACGAUGGAAGAACUCUUCGACCCUGCUGCGUCGCCAAGGAGGUCAGGGAUUUCUGUUUCGUGAUCUUGAGAUGUGCGGAGACUGCCGAAAGCCAUAGUUGGGGCCCUUUGGUUUUCAUUUUCGAACAAAUCAUAAGUUUAAAUAAAUAG
Molecule: messenger RNA, 1385 nt
Organism: Cladocopium goreaui
Lineage: Eukaryota; Dinophyceae; Suessiales; Symbiodiniaceae
Source: the annotation of a GenBank genome assembly